Molecule: messenger RNA, 741 nt
Organism: Didymodactylos carnosus
Lineage: Eukaryota; Metazoa; Rotifera; Eurotatoria; Philodinida; Philodinidae
Source: the annotation of a GenBank genome assembly
AUGUUACAGUUGGAUGCCUGUGACUAUGGUCUUGGUGCUGUUCUCACCCAAAAUAUUGAGCGCAGGGAACAUGUAAUAGCCUAUGCCGGUCGUACUUUGCAGCCCUGUGAAAAAAAGUAUUCAGCGCCUGAACUUGUUCCUAAACCAAAACGUCUUGAGAUUCUUCAAGUAGCCCAUGGUCAUCCCAUUUCAGGUCAUAUCGGACGCCUAAAAACCCUACAUCGAAUAUCGAUUCGCUUCUUUCGGGAAGUUUUGCAUGACGAAGUUAUAUGCCGUCAUGGUGUCCCCGUAAAAACAGUUUCUGAUAAUGGAGCGCAAUUUGUUGCAGAGAUUUUUCGAGAAACUUUAAAAAUCAUGGGCAUUCAACAUCGAACAACUGCUCUUUAUCAUCCUCAAUCCAACCUAUCUGAGCGCGUUAAUAAAACACUAAAGCCGAUGUUGGCUAUUUUUUCUCAAAAUGAUAAGGAAUCUUGGGAUAUUCGAUUGCCACAGCUAGCCUUAGCCAUUCGAGCAGCCAUAAAUGAAUCGACAGGUCAAACUCCGGCAUUUUUAAUGUACGGCCUGGAACUUAAAUUGCCUCUGGACUUAAUAUAUGAUCCAGAAGUUGAUGUUCUUGAUGAAUUAAGAUCAUCCGAUGAAGUACGGGCCUAUACGGAACGUCUGAAAGCAAUUUUAGAGUCUGUGCACGAAUCGGCUAAAGAGAAUCUUGAAAUAACUCGAGAAAAUCAAAAAUUAUCCUAG